CGCCAAUCUCCUCAACUCACUUCCAUUGUUCGGUUGCGACAAGGUUCGACUCCCCAUUCAUCACUCCGUUCCAUGCAAACGCGAUCACAUGUCGAGUGACGCGAGUACUGAGCUCACCGUAUGUCACCUACUGAGGAAGGUGACGCGAAUGCUCCACCGCGAGCGUAUAUAACCAGAGGCCGGUCGCUUCAUCCACCAAGUUCUGUUCACCUACCACUCUUCCACACUCCAUCACCACUACCACAAGCAACUCACACUCACCAACAUGUCGUACACUGACAAGGACCCCAAGAACGUCGCCCGCGGCCUCAAGGCCUCCAUCGCGAAUCCCAACGUGUCCGAGGACGCGAAGGACAAUGCGGCGCGGCAGCUCGACCAGAUGGGCUACGAGCGCCCCGGUGGGCAGGCAUCCACGGCGACGGACGACGAGCACACGAACCGUGUGAUUAGUGGAUACAAGGCUACGUUGCAUAACGACAACACGUCGGACCAGGCAAAGGCGCACGCGCGCGAGAUCCUGGACGCGUAUGAUCGGUCGGGAUCGACUGAGUACGGUGUUGACGAGCACGAGAAGCGCCAACUCGCGGGGUACAAGGCGGCCCUCAGCAACCCACGGGUGUCGGAAGGCGCCAAGCAGCAUGCUCGGCAGUUCCUUGAGGAGCACGGUGCCCUGUAAAGGCGCUUGAACGUACCAAAUCCAAGUGUAGCAUAUAUCAUUGAAGUCGACGGAACGCUGUACCAUAUAUCACUGCUAUAAUCGUGCUUUUUGGAGUCCA
Molecule: messenger RNA, 776 nt
Organism: Schizophyllum commune H4-8
Lineage: Eukaryota; Fungi; Basidiomycota; Agaricomycetes; Agaricales; Schizophyllaceae
Exons: 4
Coding region: 266-676 (136 amino acids)
Cellular component (GO): cytoplasm
Source: RefSeq, a predicted model, not a curated record